Blastomyces dermatitidis ER-3 is the source of this 5988-nucleotide messenger RNA. Its product is annotated as AGC/YANK protein kinase. Gene Ontology annotation, molecular function: ATP binding; protein serine/threonine kinase activity. NCBI's taxonomy places the organism in Eukaryota, Fungi, Ascomycota, Eurotiomycetes, Onygenales, Ajellomycetaceae. Bases 2561 to 4246 code for a protein of 561 amino acids. Gene Ontology annotation, biological process: peptidyl-serine phosphorylation; intracellular signal transduction. The transcript has 10 exons. The record is from RefSeq and is a predicted model, not a curated record.
GACGGACUUGACGAUCGCGCAGACGACGUAGCAAAGAAUUUUGCAAGAGGUAACUUAUUAUUAGAAGGACAAGUCUCGCUAACUUUUCGUCUCUGUUGGAUUAGUGAGGUUUUAGCGCAUUUCCUCAGAAGCGCGGCGACAAGCCUAAUCAGCCGUGGCUAAAUCGAGGCGUUUAUUCAUACGGAGGCGCGUGGAAAAUAUGUCCUUUGCAAACACUAGUAAUUUACCUGCUGGUCGGACACUGCUCCGUAUUGAGUCUCUAUCUACUAUGCGUAAUAGAGGCUUGAGCCCCUAAACAUUGAAGGUUCGGGCGGAGCAAUUUGACUCCGGUACUGCUGUUUCAAUAUAAAUUUCUAGCGUGUAUGCAAGGACUUAUUCUCCACGCCUCGGUACGCUGCGUACCCAGCCAGCCUGAUGUUUCAGAGGAGAGGAAGAAAUAAUAAACAGAAAAAUAAAAAAGGUGUUUUGUUGCUGGCAUGAGAUUGAUUUUCUAAUACGGAGUACUGUUUCCCAGAGCUAUUAUUAUUAUUAGUUGCCACAGAAUGGGCUUCCCGGCCCUGUUCAGGAUUGCCCAUCGGGCAUUCUUUUUGGAUGGGAUUGUUGGUUGUCGGCACAGGAGCGGCGUCCGCUUGACGGGUUGAGCGAUCGUUGGCAAAUUUAGUUCAACCCGCUGAGAUGUUGACCUGUCUGGGAGCCCUCAACUUUCAAGGCAUCAUGAAUUUUGGGCGGGGGAUGAGAUGAGAAUUCAAGUCUGAACUGGACAGCUAUUCUCGAAGUAACGAAAUAACUUCCAACCUGUACUCCGUAUAUUCUGGCUUCAACCGCCCAGAGUUUGCAGACCCAAACUUGAUCACUCCUUGACUUCUUCUCUCGCCCCUUUUGGUUUGGCGUUUCCUGAGUGUUCGGCGUGUCCAGCCAGGGCUGCGAGCGGGGGCUGGUUGGGCUAAUGGUUGGCCGGUUUCAGCACUUGGAGCCUGGUGGCACUGAGGGGCGAGCGGUGAUUGGGCUGUGGCUUGAAGUAAUUCGGGCUGGGUCUGGCCUGGCUUGAACCGGUUCGAAACGUGGCGCCCACGAGGUAGUUUGCCCACACGCGAGACCAUGCGAGCUCGCUGCAGGUUUGAUUGGGACUGGGGAGGCGAGGUUUUUUUUGGUUCUGGUGAAGCCAAAGACGCCGCAUGGCCUUCCCCGCGAUGCAUUUUCAAGCGAGGCCAAAGUAUUAUUGGCGAGGCGAGGGAGAAUGAGAAAUUGAGAAUAGAGAGAUGAGGCUGAUACGGGUGGAAACAGAAAACAGUACGGACGAGAAGCGGAGAAAUUCAUAAAAAUACGAUAUCAUACACACCGGUACAAUACCAUGCAACCGAUACAUAACGCAUUGCAGGAUAUUUUGGCGUUUCAAAAGGCAAAAAAAGGAAAAGAAAAGAAAAAGAAAAGACACAUGAACAUGCAAGCAUCUAUUAUUAUUAUUAUUAAUAUUGUGUUCUUCGUAUAUUUUCUUUUUCCAGCUCAAUCGAUAACAGACAGACAGACAGACAGAGAGAAAGAGAAAGAAACAACAACAACAACAACAAAAAAAAAAAAAAAAAAGAAUCAUCAAAGGGCAUUAAGCAGAGCUCUGCUAUAUUUGCUAUAUUACUUCUGGGCUCGUGGUUGCUGUAUCAUCAUAGCGACGUUUUUACUAGCGAGCAUCCAGCAAGCGUGUGUCUUCACCACGAUCAUCCACGCCAGCAAAUAAGUCUCCUUAUUUCUCCUCCAGCUCAAGAACAACAACACCAACACCAACGUUAUUCUUCUCAGCCAACAUCUUGUCCCCUUUUCUUUUCUCGUUGUGUAUCCAACUUCUUCUCUCGACUGCCAGAGAUACUUGUGCUAGCUUGUGUUCUAUAAUUUAUAUCAACUGAUUUACCUUCAUCCCCUUAACCCUUCUCCCCUUCUCCCCUUCUCCCCCCCCCUUCUCCCCCCCCCCUUCUUUUCCCACCCAUUUUCCACCUUCACCCCCCCCCCCCCCCCCCAAGAGGAAUGCAAUUUGUCUUCUCAGUCCUAGGCAAAUUGUUCCCGAUUCGAUCCAGGAAACUGGGAUAUCCAACUGUCCGGGGGAAACAAGAGCUGCUGCUGGCGAAGGUCUCUCUACGCUGUAUUCACUAGCUCUCUGACUUCUCUCUAUCUCUCUCUGGGCUCCUCCUCUCCACGCCUUUUUCCACCAGUUUUAGUUUAGUCAAUCGAGAUCUGGUAGUCCAAAGAACCUUGCGAAUCUAACAGGGACGGCGCCUUGGCUUCUUUUCCCCGUGUCUUCAUCCUUCCGUGGUCGCAGGUUCAAUUUUUCGCGUUCACCACCUCCUCGUUCUCCGCUCUCCUCCAGCCUUCCCUACACACUUCAUCGGAGAAAGCACACCCGCUGAAAUACCCGCCACUCGACAAACUAGACCAAUCGUCUGCGUCUGCGCUCGCAAAAUCCGUCUGACCCGUUCAAGUCUCGGGAUUUCGUUUAUUGCUGGUGAUGCAGGCAGGGUCAACAGUAGGCUGGAAUUGGGAUAUUAGUAACUAAGCUCUUUUCCGGAUCGCAAUGGGCAAUUCCCAGGGGAAGCAGGUGUGCUAUUCAGAUGCAGUCAACUUAAACCACUUCCGUUUGCUGCGUGUCGUUGGAAAGGGUGCGUUUGGUAAAGUACGGAUCGUUGAACGCAAGGAUAGUGGUUUAACAUUCGCUCUAAAAUACAUCCGGAAAGAUGAAGUUGUCCGGUCCGAAAGCGUUCGAAAUAUCAUACGAGAAAGGCGAAUGCUGGAGCAUUUGAACCACCCGUUCCUGUGCAACUUGAGAUAUUCCUUCCAGGACAUCGAGUACAUAUACAUUGUGGUAGACUUAAUGAAUGGAGGGGACCUUCGAUUCCAUAUAUCAAGAAAAACUUUCACGGAAGACGCUGUGCGAUUUUGGGUUGCUGAGUUGGCAUGCGCCCUGAGGUAUAUACAUUCACAAGGCAUAAUCCACCGUGAUCUAAAGCCGGAUAACGUUCUGUUGGAUUCCGAGGGACAUGUUCACUUGGCAGACUUUAAUGUUGCUUCAGACUUUAAACCAUCAAAACCACUUACAAGCAAAUCGGGCACGUUAGCAUACCUGGCGCCUGAGGUUUUCGAGGGGGGAGGAUAUCUGAACGAAGUCGACUGGUGGUCCCUGGGCGUCACCUUUUACGAGUGCAUUUAUAACAAGCGCCCAUUCGAGGGACGGAGCCACGACACUCUAUCGGAAAACAUUCGACGAGCGCAACCAAAAUACUACGUUACGAAUCCUGCAGUCACGGUGCCCUGUCUACGCGCGAUCGCAUCUCUUCUAGAAAAAGACCGGUCAAAACGAAUAGGCGCGACCGGCUUUGAAACAUUUGAGGAUCAUCCUUUCUUUGAAGAUAUUGAUUUUGGGGCCUUGGAACGGAAAGAGAUUCUCCCCAUCUUCGUACCAUCCAGCGAAAAGACGAAUUUUGAUGCGACAUACGACCUCGAAGAAUUACUCCUAGAAGAGGCGCCAUUGGAAGCACGAGCCCGUCGACAAAAGCCAAGAGCAGAAUUGAAAGACGAUGCUACGGCGAAAGAAAUACGAGAAGACGAACUUCAUCGGGUUAUCGAGACCAUGUUUGAGCCGUUCGACUACACAACGGUCUCUUAUCAAGGUACCGCUGCAGCUGCAAUCGCGGCCUCUAGUAACCCCGAGGACUGCCUCCACACCGCUGCCAGCCAAUCACACGCACGAAACCCCUCCCAGCCCCGCUCAGUAAGUGGUUCACCUUCACUCCAUACAGAAAGGUCUCUUAGUCGAUCAAACGCUUCCGACACGCUUCGUUCCUUUCCCGAAUCCGAUCGUUAUCCAUACGAACCAAAUAGGCAUCAGAGUGGAGCAAGAUCUGGUUCUCCUCCAAGACGCUCGCGGCCUGUGCCCACAUCACCAGUACAUUCCCAACCGUACCGUCCACCACCACCCCCGGGCCCUCAACUCCCCCGCGGUGCGACCCGUAAUAUGAGCAAAGGAGGUGGCGUACAAAUGGUGCUAGAAGAGACAGGAAGCUGGAGUAAUCUUGCGGAUCACAGCUCGUCUCUAGCGGACGGAUAUGAGGGUGGAGAAAACAAUAAGGCCCGGGCCGCUUCCGGAUCCAAUAGUGGGAUGCUUUCGUUUCUCACCCGCAAGAAGGGCCGCGAACGCAGCCCCAAACCGAUGGAGCCUGGUGUGCUUGGUAAGGAGGGUGCGAGACAGAUUAUUAGUAGUUGACGGUUAACGAGGGGAUCAUGAUGGAAAUCUCAAAAUAGCACGAUAUGAAUGGGAUUGAGGCUUUGGGUGGAAAAUGGAGUUGGGAGGUUUGAGCUGUGAUUUUUUACAAACAGGGCUGUUUGCCUUGGGAUGUCCCAUUGGGAGUUGCUGUCGAAAUGCUGCACGGUUCGUGUUUGUUUCAACUUGUACCACGUUCUUAUGGUGAUACGCUUUGGCGAUGAGAAUGGGAAUAUGAUGACACUUUGGGUGUUCAACAAGUUCAACCACCGAAGCAUUGGAUCCAAAACUCGCCGUUCAACAUUCUGGUCUGAAAGGGAACCCUGCUAUCAUACUAACCUAAGAAUGACGGCAUUCUGAUGAGGUGGAGAGGACUGCCUGUCAUCUCCCACUAUGCGUUGAAUUGCUGCGAACUGCAAGUUAUCCAUUACGAGACGGUUGAAUAUUAGCCUAAUGGGCAACCAAGCGCUGCCUAUUUGACAUCGAACACACACUUCCAUUCGUGAUUUUGGCAACCUAGAACACCCAACGCAGUGCCGCUGAAUAGUGUUUCGCCAAUGACUGCGAAAGCCCUUCAUUCUGGACCGUUGCCGAGGACGUUAUAACGCUGGGUCGCCUGAACCGAAAGGAACAUUGGAAAAGAACCAAUGCAAAUCACUUGGCAAUAGAGCAGUUCCCUGAAUGAAUUCAGGGCAGGGUAUGGCAAUCACAACCAGCUCACAUUCGUUCCCGCACAUGGGGUGCGAAGGGAACCCCCUUUCUCGCCGCUCAAGAGCCCCCCAUCUGUUGGCAUGUCUUUUUUAUAAAUGCAUUCGCAGGCCGGCUAUUUAAUUUUUCUGCUUCCUUUUCCCCUUUUUAGGCAUGUGUCAUAUUUUCCUUUUAAUUUUCCUUUCCUUUCUUUCUUUUUUUUUCUUUCUUUCUUUUUUUUUUUCCCCCUACUAUUCUCUGAUGACUUUUGGCUUUUUGUGCUCUUUCCAUUUUCCAUUACUAAUACCGUUUUCUAUUUUUCAUCACUCACAACUGAUUUAUUCAUGGAUGGCUUGUCGGUUUUGGAGGUUUUCUUCUCUGGGUUUCCCUUAUCUUUUAACAUAACCUGCAUUACAUACCCCAUUUCUGUUGCCCGUCGUAUAUUUGAUUAAUUUUGAUUUUUAAUGCUGAUUUUUGAAUAUGAUCUCCUAUCUUAAAACCUCUGUUCUUCAAUUGUGCUUCCCAACAUUUUCCUCUCUUUUCUGCCGAGGAUUAACAUCUUGUUUCAAGUAAACCAGUGAAUUUAUCAUCUUAUUCCCCUCCCCCUUUUUCCCUGCACUCGAACACUAUUUUCUUGGUCCUACGCUCAAGCUCGCGUGGCUAAACGCAGUCUUCAACACUAUACUCUGUAUAGUCCUUUCUUUCCCCAUUUAACCCAUGCCCUCAAAUAGAAAGCUACAUUAGCUAGGAAGAUUUCGUCGAUUUGAUACGCCCUCACGGCGAUAUACUAUUAUUCUACUGUGCGAGCCAACUUAUAUUGUACUUGUACGAUAGAAGAGGAUUUAGGAUACCAUCAUCAUAUAGCAGUUUAUGCAACACAUAUCUAUUAUUCUGUUCCUGACCCACGGGUGGCUUGUUUUUGGUUCUGUGGAAUGUAUAUUUUAUGCUCCGUUGCUACGGCAACCAUGCUCCGGCCGCCAAUCAAGGUAAAGAUGAUGAUGUUACUACGCGAGUGUCUCCUGUCACAGGUUUAGAGUUACAAAAUUUAGAUUUAUUCA